AUAGCGCAGAUAAAAUAUGUCUCUUCACUGUUUUGAGGGAUCACAAAUACUCGCAAAAGCGUUUGUUUCCAUAGUAAUCCGCUUACUAGCGAAUCAAAAGCAUCAAAUUAUUCUGCUAGCGUGCUCCGCCUUACCUCAAGAACACGGUACAGAUGAAUUUGCUAAGAAUCCUAGAAGUUGCUGUGUCGAGGUAAAUAAUUUUGAACGUGAUAUAACUUUGGCAUAACAAUAAGUUAUAAGGUAUAAGAUAACCUGUUGUGAUGGCGCGAAACGCGGAAAAGGCGAUGACAACGCUGGCGCGCUGGCGGCAGGCGCACUCCGAGGACGCGCCGGAGCGCGCGCGGCGCCCGUACCUGGCCUCCGAGUGUGACCAGCUGCCCGACGCCGAGCGGUGGCGCAAUCAGAUCGUGCGCGAGGUGGCGCGUAAGGUGGCGCAGAUCCAGAACGCCGGACUCGGCGAGUUCCGCAUCCGCGACCUCAACGACGAGAUUAACAAGCUGCUGCGCGAAAAGGGCCACUGGGAGGCGCGCAUCAAGGAGCUGGGUGGGCCCGACUAUGCGCGAACCGGACCCAAAAUGCUGGACCGCGAGGGUCGUGAGGUGCCCGGAAACCGCGGUUAUCGUUACUUCGGUGCCGCGCGAGAUCUGCCCGGAGUUCGCGAGCUGUUCGAGCAGGAGCCACCGCCGCCGCCGCGCAAGACGCGCGCAGAGCUGAUGAAGGACAUCGACGCCGACUACUACGGCUUUCUAGACGACGAGGACGGCGUGCUGGUGCCGCGCGAGCGCCAGCAGGAGCGGCUGGCCGUGGCCGCCUGGCUGGCCGACUGGCGCCGCCGCAAGGAGGCCGGCCUGCUGGGCGACGACGCCGACCCGGCCGAGGUCGAGGAGGCGCCGCUGGACGCCGACGAUAGUGACGAGGAGGCUGAGCGGCACGCCUCGGCGCCGGCCCGGUUCGUGGCGCACGUGCCGGUGCCCUCCCAGCGCGAGGUGGAGGCGGCGCUAGUGGAGCGCAAGAAGCGCGAGCUGCUGGCGCGCUACGCCUCGGACGCGCUCAGAGAGGAGGAGGACCACGCGCGCCAGCUGGCCGGGGCGGCGCCGGCCUCUCCCAAGGUCGAGAAGACUGAGACGGAGACUGAGGCUGAGGCGUAGCACCCAGCCGGUGGGUGAGCCAUCUUGGGUGGUCCGUGUUUGGUAGGGAGGGAGGGAGGAAGAUGGGUGGGUGGGUGAUAUAGGGGGAAGUGUCCGUUUUUUAUGCUGUGUUGUAUGGAGAAAUGGAGUAUCGGCAAGCUGAGGCACGAGGAAGUGCAGCUUGCGGUCCGUUGAACUGCUCAUUGUUUCCAUGAUCACUGAACGCAUUGUUGUCGGUGGUGAAAGACUCCGAUGGGCGAACCUGGCGGAUAUGUAGACAUCAUCGUGUCAUGACUUGUAUGAAUUUUGCAUCUAGUUGUUAAUAGACGCUCAUCUUCA
Messenger RNA from Amphibalanus amphitrite, 1466 nucleotides. Its product is annotated as pre-mRNA-splicing factor ISY1 homolog. Gene Ontology annotation, cellular component: Prp19 complex; post-mRNA release spliceosomal complex; catalytic step 2 spliceosome. The record is from RefSeq and is a predicted model, not a curated record. Gene Ontology annotation, biological process: generation of catalytic spliceosome for second transesterification step; mRNA 3'-splice site recognition. The transcript is spliced from 2 exons. Bases 261 to 1148 code for a protein of 295 amino acids. NCBI's taxonomy places the organism in Eukaryota, Metazoa, Arthropoda, Thecostraca, Balanomorpha, Balanidae.